AUGCCGACCAUGGGUCUCGGCAGCACCAUCUCCCGCAACCCCUCGGUUGCAGGCUCAUCCAUGUAUGAGCCCUUCCAUCGAACCAGCUCAGGAUCAUCAACCGUGCAUUCUGCACUGCGUUCCGCCUCAUCCAUCUAUGAAUCGUCUGCCCCCCAAUCCAGGUCCUCCUCCACCCUACGUGCGACCUCAAGUAGGGCAAGCACGUCCGCUUCAACCUCCAAACCUUCCACCGUGCGUGCUUCGACCGUCACCUCCGGGACCUCUAUGUCCAAACUGAUGCGGUCCGCCUCCACCGCGUCCACAAGUCGCGAAAGCUCGUCUCCUUCUUUAAGUUCCACUGUGCGCCCUCCAACCGUCGCCUCUAGAACUUCUAAAAAACCUGCUGUACGUGAUUCAACCGCAACCUCCACGUCCAAGCUUAUUCGAUCCGCUUCUACGGCCUCCACACUGCGUCCACUAACAUCAACUCCCGCAUCCUCCACCACCAGCCUCCUUCGCUCAACCUCUAAGCGCGCUCCCUCACACUUCUUGACCACCGCAAGCCGCAUCCUCUGGGGGCGUCCACCACCCAGCCAUUCCACGCUACAGCCGUCCCAAAUUGCCGCCCUCACGCACACCCUCUCCCUCCCCGUGGAGACUCCAAUGCUUUCCAGUGUCGUAGGCGCCCUAGGUGUGCCGCUAAGUCGAAGCCAAUUCUCCCCUACCCCGAGCUGUUUCUGCAACGCUCACUUCUGGUUCGAGCAGAAAUACAUCGACGAGCUGACCGAAGUCAUCACGCACGAGAUCGGCCCUCAACUCGACAAGCUGAGGAUAGCUCCCCGGGAACUCAUCUCAAGAAAGACCGAACGCCUCCUCUCAACCCUCCAGCCCUACCAAGACAUCCUCACCAGCACCACCGACACCAGCAGCAUCCUCAGCAUGGAACCCACCUGCCCGGCCUGCACGCUGAGCCACUUCUUCCAAAACCCCGCCGCGGUCAACGCGCUGACUCUGGCCGUCAAGGGCCGGAAACACCGCGCCCAUCCGUGGCCCGCCAGCAUGGCCUGGCUCGACCCCUGCCCCGGUAGGGAAUGGGAAGCCAAAUGGAGAUCGGAAGGCAAAUCCGUCGCGCACGACCGCGUCCGCGUGCAGCGCUGGCGGAGGGACACCCGCGCGCACGAACGAGUGCCCGACGCGCCCCCGCAAGUGCUGGGCCAUCAGCCGGGCGAGGGGUGCGACUUCUGCGACGCCCUGCGCCUGGAGCGGGCGGAUGAGGCGGAGUUGGACGCCGCGAUCGCGGAGGAGGAAGAGGAAGGCGACGGGAAGCAAACGCGCGCUGGAGGAGAACCGGCAAGGUAUAGCGGAGCUGCAGACGAGAUCCAUGAUGAUGAUGAUGACGAUGCUUCCGAUUCCGAAACCCUCCGAUCCGACUCCUCGACAACCCUCCGCGCGAUGGAAGAAGAGAGUAUCAUCAAAGGCUACCUGAGACCACCGACGACAACGACGGACUCCGCAUACCGCCCCCGGCCCGACGCCGACGGCAACAAAGCGGCGCAGGAAGCGAGGAGGAGGUCGUCCGUGAUGGGGGGCUACCUGGCCCACAGGGGCGGGAGAGUGGAGGGAGAGCGGGCGAAGAGGGCGAGCGAUUGGGCGAGGAGUUAUCAGUGUUUGGUGGGGCGGAGCCCGGAUUCGCAGACGACGUUGCUGUGUGAGCGGUAUUCGGAGCCUGGGUUGAGGGCCGUUGAGGGGUGGAUCUAG
Molecule: messenger RNA, 1737 nt
Organism: Letharia columbiana
Lineage: Eukaryota; Fungi; Ascomycota; Lecanoromycetes; Lecanorales; Parmeliaceae
Exons: 2
Coding region: 1-1737 (578 amino acids)
Source: RefSeq, a predicted model, not a curated record